CGCUCCAAUCGCUUUCUUUUUGCUUUCGCUGCUGAGUUCCUUUGACUGUUUGCCUGUGUUAUCGUUUCUCAGCAGGGCGAAGGAAUGUCCCAAAUAAGGGGACGACGAUGUGUGCAAUGAGCAACGUCCGUCGAGGUCGAGUUAAGCUUGUUUAUCGUGUGCCUUACUGGACAGCGUCGUGACAGCAUUCAACAGCAAAGCUAAUGCGGCUGGAAGCUCUUCUCAGACGACGACGAUGAGUAAGCGGUCGGAACGACUGCCCGCAGAGCGGCCGACAGUCGAGGGCUCGGAACGACCCAGCCGAUCGCCGGCUGACGGCGACUUGGACCCAGACGCUGACGAACUCGAGCGAUUACGCUGCUCGAGCGUGCAAACGGAGCAAGUGAUCGCCGAGCGAAACCGACGCAAUGCCCGGCAGCCCAGCGCCGGUUACCCGGGGUUGGCGUUCGGCGGCUCCGUGUUCUCGUCGAGCACGCUGAUGCGCUUCAGGUUGAUUGCCAACGAGCUGCACAACAUUACCAACGUGCAGCUUAAGCGUGCCGAGGGCGAGGUGUCGGCGCUGCGCAACCGCAUCAACGCGCUCGGGGAGAACCUUGGCCGCGAGGAAAGUGAACUUCGCCAGGCAAGCCACGAGGUGUCACUCGCCAGGAUGGAAAGUCAACAGGAGGGAGAUGACGGCGAAGAGGACGGGGAGAUGUCUCUGCUCGACACGCAGCUGAUCGAGUCUAAACUCAGGUACGAGGCUGUUGCCCGGCAAAUCGCGCUUCUCGACGCCGAGUUCGAACCGACCAAGGCAGCUUCGCCGUGUGGUGCCGAAAACGACUCAAGCUCAGUGGCGUCGACGUCUGACGCCGCCGCACCUGUUUGACUAUUACUGUGUUUCAAACCUGCCACUGUCAAUUGGGCGGAAAUGUGAGCACGGUCUUCUUGUGGGUGGCAGUAGAGAGCUCUCGGCGCCACUAAGGUCAGUGAAGUCAGGUGAGGCUGUCGUGAAAUUGUAUGUGAUCUGUAACGGAAGCUUGCACUAGUUAGUGUUUCGGUGGUUUGAAAGCAAGCAGGUCGGAAGUGGCCCAAAGUACCGUUGCUAUCCACUUACAGGUGACUCAGUGUUUCAUCUUGUGUACGUCUUCCGCAGCAUCUUACCUGUUGUCAAUUCCUAACCUUCGCUCAAUCCUGGUGUGCCUUUUAAUUGUGAAGUUCCUGUAGUGUCAAUAGCGUUGUUGUUGACGGGCUCUCAGCAAUUAUUCUGUAAUUGUUGGAAGACUGCUGCUGCAGAAUGUCACUUGUGAUGAGAAUACAGUGAAGUAACUGAGGCAUAUGUACUUGGGCAUACAGCCAAUGUCAACGAUGAAGCAAAACACUGUCAUCACAAGAAAUACAAGAAAUGUAUAUAUAUAUUCAGAAGCUUUAUUAUGAAUGGCAGCAACUGCUGACAUUCCAAAAAUUGUGAAGCAAUAAUGCAUUGCAGCUGGGGAGGCAGAUUUAUGUGCAAUCUUUCGAGAAGGUAGUUAAGGGGCAAAGGAAUUGUCCUGUCCAGUUAAUGGUACAUCACCUACUUGGUUAUUUAAAAAAAAUAUAUAUAUAUAUCAGCGUCAUACCUUGGAAAUUCAACCUGCAGAUGUAUUGUUAAACAGUACUGGGCACAUUGCUGCAAUGUUGAGCAGACCUGAAAUGUUUUAUAUUUUUGGUAGAAAAGCUACCACAUAUCCAAGACUAAUGUUUAUACAAGUGCAGGAUGUUGCCACCAAUACCUCACUGAUAGCGUCAUGGUCUAGCAUAAAGCAUGAAAAAUGUGUCACUGUUAGAAAUGUUCUAUAUAUUUAUUAUGUGAAAAUAUUUUAAAUGGUAUUUUUAUCUUGGUGACUAUUGCAACUGCACCGGAGCAAGCUAGGAUGAUUGCGAGGUGAAAUCUGUGGUGGCAUGUAUUGAAUUGUGAGAAGUCUCAGCCAGGGGUGUUCAUCUGUGCUUGAAGGCACACCAAUAGGUAUGAGUCUCAAAGAAUACUGUGCCCCUUUUGGCUGUUGCUUUAUAACAGAGCCGUAUUGUGUUUUCUCUGUGCUUUUAGUCACAGUUUCUGUGUGAUAAGUGCACAUGCAGAUACUGCAAAACAAGCACCCAAACUCAGCCAUCCGUUUGUGAUAACGUCUAGCGCUUCCUCUUGCUAUCUGUGGCACAAACACUUCAAAGCCUGUAUUUAGAAAAGCUCUUUCUAUCUAGUGCCUAAAUUGAGUUGUGACAUCUGUAGAUUACAGUACUGCCUUAAGCCACAUUAGCUUUGCCAUGUGGGGACAAGUUUGACAAGUGUUCUACUGGAGAGAAAUCUCCUUUGAUAGGUUUGAAGAUAAUGUCCAUUUUCGUGAUGCAUUCUUUUUUAGAUAUCCACUCUUACAGUUCUUUGCAUGUCUGCUGACCGCAAGCAGCUGCGUUAAAUCAUGCCUUAAGUGCAGCUUUAGAUGCCUGAUUUCUGAGAAAACAUCUUUUUAACCUGAGUACCUUUGAGGUGCACUCAUCAGGGAGUAAUGACCUGUACAGUGGCCUGCGUCCUUUCUUUAUUUUUUUCAAACACUGUGAUUAGGAAACUAUGCUUACAGUUGCACUGUUCAGGCUGAAAUUUGGCAACAAAUGGCAUUUUUUGGUCCACAUCAUUCAGUAAGACAUUUUGCAUCUUGAAUGUGUAGUUCAUCAGCAAAUGAAAAAAAUUAAUGUUGUAUGUGCACUUCAUCAUUGGAGAAUAAAGCUGCUCCAGAGACGACUGAAAAUGGCCAUCUGCCUACAACUAAAUGUUUUGGCAAACGAGGCAAACCUACCGGUCCCUUGAGCGGUGCAGACAGUAAAAUGCAAUUCUGUUGCAAUAUUUAGUGACAAAAAAUAUUGCUGAGAAAUUCAGUAAACAUAGCAGCAGUAUGCAUAAAAUUUUCUUUUUAAAUUGAUAGAAUAAAAACAGGAAACUGCAAAUGCUUAGAAUACCUUUCGUGGUGGUGAAAGUUAUGACUUCUUGAACCAUUAACGACUGAAUACACCAGAACACUCCUUAGCUGAUUAUGUUUCCCAGUUUUACAUCGUCAUAACUACCAUUGCAGUGCUGCCUACAUGCAUUGUGUUGCUGUUGUUCAGCAAGGAGCAGCUGUGUUACAAACUGGCACAUGUUUUGCUAACAGUGAGUGUGGACUUGUUGUAGUCCUAAGCACUGCAUGUAGAUGUCUUGCUGUAGUUCAUGAGGUCAGCUGUUUGAUCCCUGGCCACAUAAGUGGUCAAGAUGCCAAAAUGCAGGCAAGCCUGUGUAGGAGAGAAUUCAGCCCAUUUGGUGACUCUUUAUAGUUUAAAUUUUAUCAGAGUCAUUUAAUAAGGCAUCCACCGUGGGCAUGCUGUGGCUUUGGCAUAUAAAAUUCACUAUUUUAAACACAAUCACUAACGGGGCUUUUGCAAGCAGAUGGAAUGGUGCAACGAACUUCUUGGUGCUAGAAAAAUAUUUGACGACGAAAGAAUAGGUGCUCGUGUUGUUAGUUAUUUCUCUUGUUUUUAUUUGGUGCUAUUCUAAAGAGAAAAAAUGAACCUAGUGUUGCUGAAAUUGGUCUCAUUUAUAUGGGAAAAUCAAGGGAACAGGGUAGAUUUUAGGUGAUGGUCUUCUUGCUUUAAUUGAAUGCUUCAAUCAAGUAAGCAGGAGAUGCUUCAGUGACCCUUUGUGGCUGUACAUUUUGACUAUGGGCAGCAGGAGGCGAGUUUUGUCUGGCCUGUCAUUUAAGGCAGCUUUGUAAUAUUCAAGUGUAAGUGUAUUGCGUGUUUAAUGUACACCGUAAUGUGCCUAAAUGAUACUGUGCCUUGGGGAAUAUUGUUAAUAGUACUGGGGGGGGGGGGGGGGUAUUCUGUAAAUGUCCACCUAGCAGACAUGUCCAUUUCGGUUGCCACUGAAGUGCUGAUUGGCUGGGAUGGGGUUCCAGGGAGAAGGAAACGGGCACCCACCGCCAGUUUUCUUGUUGCUGGCUCAGCUCUGGCCAAUCAGCGGCAGCUGAAAUGGAGAGUUCACUAGGUGGGGGACAUUUUCAUAAUACUGCGCCCCGCUCCCCCCCUUCUCUGUUAUGUUAUACACAUGCAACCCUGCUCAAUGGAAUUUGUCUGUAAUGAUGAUGAAUGUACCUACAUAUAGAGCUGCUUACAGAACUUUUUUGAACAUGGAAGCUGCAAAAGAUCUUUGACGCCAUGCAGACACUGCAUGAGGGGAUUGACUGUAUAUCUGUACAACUUAUGCAUUGCACCACUCAAUUCUAGAUAUGAAUUUAUGCCGUAAGUAAAUCAAUAUUAAAGUUAUCUAUUGUAGUGACCUGGGGGUGGAGAUGUACUUGCCACAUUAAUUCUGUGCUGUGCCAGGAAAUCUGCGACUUCAAUCUAUAUCUUGUACACAAAAGGCCUAUAUUGUGGUUUUUAUUCUUCACAUUAGUGAAAAUUGGCUAAAAGAAACACACUGAAGAAUAAAUCCUUCAUCAAAUCCUUGCAGCAAAUAUUCAUUUUUUUCUUGCAUUCUGUGCAGAAAUGCUUUGUCAAAUAUCAAAUAAACUUGAGUAACAGCGAUUGUACAAGAUAGCAGUUAUAAAGCAGGCUUAUACCUAAUAGCUCUAUGGCCAGUUCACUGCAUAUGCUGUGCCUGUAUGUGCCUCUGCAGGAGCUGAAGCCACCCAGCUCUCUUGUCAUGGCCAUGAACCAAGCCUAAACUAUGUGCCUUAGCAUUGGUUGAGCUGUCUGCAAAUGAGGUCCACCAGUGAUGUGCAGAAAGUUCACACACCACUGCAAAUGUUUGUGGCAGCUACUGUUUGAAAUAGUGCAACUCUUAACUGUAUGUAAUAUUGCACUAUCAGUCGCUAUCACUGCCUCACAUUUGAGGGGAAACUGAUAUUUUUAUUUUCGUGACUUCUAUGUUCUAAGAACUUCUGUGAGCACCUGCGUCAUUUCCAAGAGACACAAGUUGGCCCACUGAUUUCCUUGUUUAUGUAACAUUUCCCAUUUACCUCGCAGAAUUUGGGAAAUUAUGAUCCUUCUAAGCUUUUGGAAGAAAAUGAUUGCAAGAACAACUUUGUGCUUUCAUACAAUGUGUAAAAUUAGCACUGAAGUUUUUAAAUUAUGCUCAUAGUUCUACUAAACUCAUCUUUUGGGGCAUGGAAAUGGCUUUUCUUGUGUGUCAUGUGUUGUGAAACUGUUUUUCCAGUCAUGGUUUAUGUACCAAAGACUGUGGCUUAUAUAAGUUGUAAGCAUUGUAGGUUUAUGAAGCUGCUACUUUAUUUUAGUGCAUUGACAGUGCAGUCUUGAGGACCUUACAGAUUGCAAUUUUUAAUGACUUUAUAGAGAAGCCUUUAUAUCUGUAGAUCUUUAGAAUAGCAGUUGCAUUUCUGGUUAGGGCCACAGAUAUUAGUUCCUUUCUUAGUACUGCCAUCUGCUCAUGGUAUUUUUCCUGGCAGGCAGCUAUCAAAUGGUUCUAAAAUUGCAACUCAGCUUUUCAACUUUUGUGCUUUCUUGGUACUUGUAUCAUUACUGUGUCAUGCAACAGUUGUUGUCUCAGUUUUGUAUUCUCUUGUAAAUUUCAGUGGUAGCUUGUGCUCAGUCUUUAUAUGUCAGUCUCACAGUAAUGGUAAAGUUAUGUCGGCUCUAACCACCACAUUAAAGAGACACUAAAGGGAGAUAUGUCAAGAUUGAUUGCUACACUUUCAGAAAUAGAAAACACGUUGGUUUUAGAAAGAACAGAGGUUUUGUAAGCCAAGAAACUGUGGAAGUGAACAACAAGUGGUAGGGCUAGCUUUAAAUUAGUGAAGCAGCAUUGUGUGACAUAAGAAAUCUUGGCUGCAAUUAACAGCAAGGGAAAUCAUUAGAUGGGAGAUACUAGUUCUCAUUGAUGAGCUACUGGUAUAUAUAUAUAUAUACUCACAGCUCCGGCAUGGAAGUUCAACCACCGUGGAAAUGAUAAUGGAUGCUUGGCUUUUAGCAUCCUUGCAGCAUUGUGUAUUAACUUUUAUCAAGAUAGUCUGGCAGUUAUUAUGACAGUUACUAGUCAGACCAUUCCAAACUACCCAUAGCAAAUGUUCCUUUUGAAGACAGGGUUUUUGUUAGAGACUUCAGAUAGAUUUGAGGUUCAUGGGAAUUGAGUAUCUAGCCGCUUUUGUCGUCAAAUUAGACUAUUUGAGGCCUUCUAGUGCAUGUAGCACAAAAAGAAAAGUAAUCAAAAUGAAGCUUGGAACAAAUAAGACGCACUGAGUUAGCGUGAGGUAUGUGUGGAGCAGUUAUAAUGCGUAAUUAGCGCAAAAGGGCCGAAGUAAAACCCGGAUGUGCUCGUCCAAACUGCGCGUGCCUAUAACAGGAACCAGAAGUGUAACUAAACGAAAAAUAUGGAAGAUGGUACAGCCUAGCAAUGUGGGCUGAUCCCAAAGGUAGUGCAGUCUAAACAUCAAACAACAUGAUACACUAAUGUGCAAGUCGAAUAUAAACCGAAUGUCUGAUAUAUAUAUUCUUUAAAAGAAGCAAGGAUGAAAAGGAAAAAAACAAGGUUGAAAAAACAACUUUUACGUCUUUCGAUACUCGCAACAUAAUUUGCCAGAGGUGUACGACCCAUGCUCUGAGGCGACAACAACAGUUUGCAAGUCAGUUCAGCUGGGAGCCAGUUUACAUGAAAAAAUUCAGAUUGAUCACAGUUUAUGUUAACAUCACCAUGCCAUUAAUAUAGGAUAGGCUGUGUCAUACAGCCACGUGUACAUUAAGUAUAGGUUGAUUAUAUAGUAAUCUGGUUUCGAAAGUGAUUGUUCGUACCGCGGAACUACAACAGCAUACAUUGUUAGUGUGCUGAAUACGGUUAGCUUGACCAAGAGGCACAAACUUCUGUUCAGCCGAGAUAAUAAAUUUGAACGCAUUGUUGAGACGAAUGUUUUACAAUACGGGUAGGAAUAUUUACCCUGAAAAAUGAUUACAGAUCGAACAAAGAGAGAGAGAGGUUACCAGAAUAGUGGAGUAUCUGAAGUUUUUUAACUAUCACAGGCACAGUUCUUUCUACCAACCAGCACGCUCCAAAGUAGUAGCCGUUAAUAUCCGGCUAAGCCAAAUAUGUGAAAAAAUCGCAUAUCAACUUUCGAUUCUAAACGAGAAUAUUCUAUUUGUAUUCGCAGUUAGCCAACCGCAAACAUAUCAGGUCACAACCACAUUCAUAGUCCUGUGUUUAAAGCCCUGUGCCAGCAGUGCGCAAAAAAAGACUCCCUGUUCUUGUUUCAUACCUGACACGCAGGAUGCUCUCUUUUCUUUCUCUUUAACGAUGCUAUUUAUAGGAACAGGAACACACCAUGAGAACCAUGAAGGCAGCAAUGGCAAUCUGACAUAGUGGUGCAAAUGUUAAUCAACAAGAGAUUCGAAAUUUGAUGCAAAACUGUACCCCUGUCAGUAGGGCAGAUUUAGGGUCACUUUAAGCGAAAUUUAGCGUCAUUUUUACUCGACGGUUACUCUCAUUCGUAGUCAAUCAGUCGGGAAUUCAUAGUGACAGUAACAAAACUUACUCCCCUAUGGCAAUGUUGGAAGCGCAUGAUAUUACAAGACGUUGAAUAAAACGAAAACGCAGCAUUGUCCAAACGGAGCUCCUCCCUGCAGCAAACAUGAUUCCUUAUCAACGAGCACAGAGAUGGCGGCAAGUUUUAUUUUGUGGGUGUGAAGCUCGCUUGUCGAAUCUCAGUCGAGAAACUUUUAAGGAAUUGCCACGUUUGUCUCAAUUCCUGAACUGCGUUGUUUCUUUUAAUAACAUAGACAACUGAAAUGCCGCUCGUUUCCUUUUUUCUUGCUCUCGUUUGCAUGGAACAUGUACGACAUUUUACAAAUAAGUAUUGAUGUGAGUGAGUUCACUAGCUCAGGAUAACUUCUGAAGCGCAUAAAAACAUAUUGGACAGUAAUUAGGCUGUUAAGUUUCUUAGGACAUUAGUGAACGUUCCUAGAAUCAUAUUUUGCUCCUAAACGUGGGUGGCUCAUGCAGCGGAUAUACAUGUAUAUGGCGUUCUGCUGCCGAGGACGAGGACGCGGGCUCGAUUCCCGUUUGUGGCGGCCGCAUUUCGACGGGGGCACAUUGCACAAUGCAGUAUAUAAUGCGUGUACUUAAAUUCAGGUGCACCUCACAGAACCCCCAGGUGGCAAAAAGGCCCGUGUCGCUUUUGUGCUGUUGCCAAAAGUACGAUGCACCCCCAGGUGGUCAAAAUUAAUCCGGAACUCUCCACUAACGGCACCAGUGCAACAGGAUGUAUGACCGCGUUACUGUCAUUUGCCGGUCUUAACAAAAUUAUCACUGUAUUUUCUCGACUCUAAACACUCCGCUAGUCAAGGCAACCUUCCAUCUUCUUGAGCAAAAAUGAAGUGUUAACGCUGUUUAAUUCGCUUUGUAUCUAAGCGCGCUUUCUCACUAUGGUCAUUAUCAUGUCGUGAACGCGAAAAAACAAAGUAAACCGUUAAAGGGACGCUAAAUAGAAAAUCAAGUUGAGCUGUAUUAGUAAAUUACUCUUCUACAAUACCAUAAAAACCACUCUCGCCUUAAUAAGCCAGAAAAGUCGCAAAACCUAAAGACGGGUGGCGCCGCCGCCUUGCAAUUCGCGCACCAGCUCACGGUGACGUCAUACAUUUUGACGGCCCCUGCUCCCUUACCCACUUUCCCAUAUAGGCCUGGAGCCAUUAUUUAAAUGUACUAUCUCUCUGCUCGGGCAUAGUAUUAUUUUUUUUUAUCGGUAAGAUGGACUACAUUGUAUUCUAAAGGAGCCAAAGACUGAACUCCGAGAACACUUAAAGCGCCACAAUAGCCCAUAUGCGAGGAAAUUUACUUAAAAACAGAUGACGUCGCGCUGACGUACCGGCAUUGAACUAUACCGGCAUUGAACUAUGGCCUUCAUUUUCUGUUCUAGUAAUCAACCUCUUAACCGCAAAAUUAACGAAAAUGGACUACUGAAAGAACACUUUAUCAGCCUAAACUGAUUUAUUGUUUCCCUUUAGUGUCUCCUUAAAUUAGAAUAAGUGCGGUACUUUUACGCACGGGUUGGUUUUCGUCAUUCGAACGGUGGUUGAACGAUCGCGAUGCUGGACUGCUCUGUGGUAGCAAUAAUUUUAUGCAAAACUCUGUGCCGUCGUGUUGCCUGCUUUAGCUGUUUGACGCACGUUGUGCCGAGUUGUAACAUCGAUUGUUUGGACACGUUAUCGAGCAGCAAUUGUGUGCAAUUCGCGUGAAGAUGGCAAGACAAAAACGAAAGACCGGUAUUGCGUAGCCUUAAUUCUUACGUGUGUUAAGACCCUGAAGGAUCGUCUCGCCACUUUCACUCGUGACGAAUUGUUCCCGCUGGGUUGCGCGGAAAAAGCGUGUCGCACAGCACAAAGGGUGGCUUCGUGGCCGGGGGCUCUCGCACGAGUGCAUUGUUAUGUACUUCCUCGUGCCCUUUUUAUUAUAGUUUUCUUUCCUAUUAUGUGAACUGGUGACUGGAAACCAUUUGGAAUUGCCGUUUUGUUAUACCUCGCGGAUCACUCGUGCAAGAAAUGUGGGAAGUGUGCAACAGCCGAAACGAACUCCGUGCCAAGCAUGAAAUUUUUUUCUCUUCCCAACUUCAGUUUUCUUUCUUUCUUUUUUUUAUUACCCACAUUUGUAUUGUGCAAUGCAGUGCAGGCCUGAGGGAGGAAAAAGAAAACGACGGCUGCCUGAACCGUGGAGUAGCAGCGAAUGUAAUUGUUAUACCGUUUACAGUGUUUGAAUAUUUUGUAUAUAUAAAUUUUUGCAUUAAACA
Molecule: messenger RNA, 9767 nt
Organism: Dermacentor silvarum
Lineage: Eukaryota; Metazoa; Arthropoda; Arachnida; Ixodida; Ixodidae
Exons: 1
Coding region: 236-868 (210 amino acids)
Source: RefSeq, a predicted model, not a curated record